Molecule: messenger RNA, 2827 nt
Organism: Neomonachus schauinslandi (Hawaiian monk seal)
Lineage: Eukaryota; Metazoa; Chordata; Mammalia; Carnivora; Phocidae
Gene: MYB
Product: MYB proto-oncogene, transcription factor
Exons: 16
Coding region: 1-2286 (761 amino acids)
Biological process (GO): regulation of DNA-templated transcription
Cellular component (GO): nucleus
Molecular function (GO): DNA-binding transcription factor activity, RNA polymerase II-specific; RNA polymerase II cis-regulatory region sequence-specific DNA binding
Source: RefSeq, a predicted model, not a curated record
AUGGCCCGGAGACCCCGACACAGCAUAUACAGUAGUGACGAGGAUGAUGAAGACAUUGAGAUGUGUGAUCAUGACUAUGAUGGGCUGCUGCCUAAGUCUGGAAAGCGUCACUUGGGGAAAACUAGGUGGACCAGGGAAGAGGAUGAAAAACUAAAGAAGCUGGUGGAACAGAAUGGAACAGAUGACUGGAAAGUUAUUGCCAAUUAUCUCCCGAAUCGAACAGAUGUGCAGUGUCAGCACCGAUGGCAGAAAGUACUAAACCCUGAGCUCAUCAAGGGUCCUUGGACCAAAGAAGAAGAUCAGAGAGUGAUAGAGCUUGUACAGAAAUACGGUCCGAAACGUUGGUCUGUUAUUGCCAAGCACUUAAAGGGGAGAAUUGGAAAACAAUGUAGGGAGAGGUGGCAUAACCACUUGAAUCCAGAAGUUAAGAAAACCUCCUGGACAGAAGAGGAAGACAGAAUUAUUUACCAGGCACACAAGAGACUGGGGAACAGAUGGGCAGAAAUCGCAAAGCUACUGCCUGGACGAACUGAUAAUGCUAUCAAGAACCACUGGAAUUCUACAAUGCGUCGGAAGGUCGAGCAGGAAGGUUAUCUGCAGGAGUCUUCUAAAGCCAGCCCACCAACAGUGGCCACCAGUUUCCAGAAGAACAGCCAUUUGAUGGGUUUUGCUCAUGCUCCACCUUCAGCUCAUCUCCCACCAGCUGGCCAGCCCUCAGUGAAUAAUGACUAUUCCUAUUACCACAUUUCUGAAGCACAAAAUGUCUCCAGUCAUGUCCCAUAUCCUGUAGCGUUACAUGUAAAUAUAGUCAAUGUCCCUCAGCCUGCUGCUGCAGCCAUUCAGAGACACUAUAAUGAUGAAGACCCUGAGAAAGAAAAGCGAAUAAAGGAAUUAGAAUUGCUCCUCAUGUCGACUGAGAAUGAGCUCAAAGGACAGCAGGUGCUACCGACCCAGAACCACACGUGCAGCUAUCCCGGGUGGCACAGCACCACCAUCGCUGACCACACCAGACCUCAUGGGGACAGUGCACCUGUUUCCUGUUUGGAAGAACACCACUCCACUCCAUCUCUGCCUGUGGAUCCUGGCUCCCUACCUGAAGAAAGCGCCUCUCCAGCAAGGUGCAUGAUCGUCCACCAAGGCACCAUUCUGGAUAAUGUUAAGAACCUCUUAGAAUUUGCAGAAACACUUCAAUUUAUAGAUUCUGAUUCUUCAGCAUGGUGUGAUCUCAGCAGUUUUGAAUUCUUUGAAGAAGCAGAUUUUUCGCCUAGCCUACAUCAUGCAGGCAAAGCCCUACAGCUUCAGCAAAGAGAGGGCAGUGUGACUAGACCUGCAGGAGAGCCUAGCACGAGGGUGCACAAACUCAAGUUGAAUGAGGGUUCACUUGACCCACUCAAGCCCUUACCUCCUUCGAGGCACAGCACAAUUCCACUGGUCAUCCUACGAAAAAAGCGGGGCCAGGCAAGCCCCUUGGCCCCUGGAGACUCUAGCUCCUUCGUAUUUGCUGACAUCAGCAGCUCAACUCCCAAGCGUUCCCCUGUCAAAAGCCUACCCUUCUCCCCUUCGCAGUUCUUAAACACUUCUGGUAACCAUGAAAACUUAGACUUGGAAAUGCCUUCUUUAACUUCCACACCUCUCAAUGGUCACAAAUUGACUGUUACAACACCAUUUCAUAGAGACCAGACUGUGAAAACUCAAAAGGAAAAUACUAUUUUUAGAACUCCAGCUAUCAAAAGGUCAAUCCUAGAAAGCACUCCAAGAACUCCUACACCGUUCAAACAUGCCCUGGCAGCUCAAGAAAUUAAAUAUGGUCCUCUGAAGAUGCUACCUCAGACACCAUCUCAUCUAGUAGAAGACCUACAGGAUGUGAUCAAGCAGGAGUCCGAUGAACCUGGAAUUGUUGCCGAGUUUCAAGAAAACGGACCACCUUUGCUGAAAAAGAUCAAACAAGAGGUGGAAUCUCCAACGGAUAAAGCAGGAAACUUCUUCUGCUCCAGCCACUGGGAAGGAGAGAGUCUGAACACCCAGCUGUUCCCCCAGGCAUCGCCCGUGACAGACGUGCCAAAUAUCCUUACAAGUUCCGUUUUAAUGACGCCAGUAUCAGAAGAUGAAGACAAUGUUCUCAAAGCAUUUACAGUACCUAAAAACAGGUCCCUGGCAAGUCCCUUGCAGCCUUGUGGCGGCGCCUGGGAAGCUGCAUCCUGUGGAAAGACAGAAGAUCAGAUGACGGCUUCUGGUCAGGCUCGAAAAUAUGUGAAUGCCUUCUCAACCCGGACUCUGGUCAUGUGAGACAUUUCUAGACAAGCAUUAUGGUUUUCAGAACACUUCAAGUUGACUUGGGAUAUAUCAUUCCUCUACAUGAGACUUUUCAUGAAUGGGAGAAGAGCCUAUUUUUGUUGUGGUACAACAGUUGAGAGCAGCACCAAGUGCAUUUAGGUGGAUGAAAUCUUAUGGGAUUUCACCCAACUAAAAGGAUUUUUUAAAAAUAAAUAAAUAAAUAACAGUCUUACCUAAAUUAUUAGGUAAUGAAUUGUAGUCAGUUGUUAAUAAUCUUAAUGCAGAUUUUUUUAAACAUAAAAUGAUUUAUCUGUAUUUUAGAGGACCAACGGAUCAGUAUUUUUUCCUGUGAUGAGGUUUUUUGAAAUUUUACACACACAAAAAAAAGGUACUCCAAUAUAUCACUUUUCUCAAUCACUAAACACGAUGCAUUACUGUAAAUGUUGGCUUAAUACCAUGGGAUCAUUAAUCAAGAUCGUAAAUGCUCAUUUAUGGUUAAUAACAUUGGAGGUACAUUUAUUGUACUAAACCAUUUUAUGAGUUUUUUUUGUUA